Molecule: messenger RNA, 2037 nt
Organism: Daldinia vernicosa
Lineage: Eukaryota; Fungi; Ascomycota; Sordariomycetes; Xylariales; Hypoxylaceae
Product: HET-domain-containing protein
Exons: 1
Coding region: 145-1824 (559 amino acids)
Source: RefSeq, a predicted model, not a curated record
CUCGGAAUAAAACCUCAACUAAGAUAGAGCCCUCCAUCCUCUCAGCUCUAAGCUAUAUUUUACCGUAACAAUCAUUGCGGUAAAUUACGACAGCUCAUGUGCAAACUAGUAUCGUCCAAAUAAGCUACCUAAAGCUCAGCUAAGAUGUGGCUAAUAAACACCCGGACUCAUCAGCUAGAGUUCGUCAAUGAGCCAGAAGAAUACACAUAUGCAAUACUGUCACACGUCUGGGAGGAUGAGGAGGUAUCUUUCCAAGAUUUUCAAACUCCCGGGAAGGCAAACAAGAAGAAAGGCUUGGAUAAGAUAAUACGCACAUGUCAACUUGCUGCUAGUCGCGACUUGCGAUAUGCUUGGGUUGAUACCUGCUGCAUCGACAAGUCUAGCAGUGCCGACUUGUCAGAAGCAAUCAACUCCAUGUUUAAAUUGUAUAUGAAUUCCGCUGUUUGCUUCGUGUUCCUCUCUGACCUCCCAUCCGAGUCUUCAUUUGAGGAUCACUUCCUACGUUGCAAAUGGUUAACUCGGGGCUGGACACUUCAAGAGAUAGUUGCCCCUAGAGCCGCGGAAUUUUACGAUGCCAAGUGGGAAUUCAGGGGUCGUAAACCUGAAUUAAACACCUUCCUCGCUAGCGUUACCAAAAUCGACUAUGCGGUCUUGUGUGAUAGUCAAGCCAUGUUUGAAGUUCCCGUGGCAAGACGCAUGUCCUGGGCAUCAAUGAGGGAGACAACUAGGGUUGAAGAUAAGGCUUAUUGCCUGCUGGGAAUAUUUGGCGUUAGCAUGCCAAUGUUAUAUGGUGAAGGUCCUAAGGCUUUCAUGCGACUACAGGAGGAGAUCGCAAAAGAGAGCAGCGACUUGUCCUUAUUUGCGUGGACAGCCCUACCGCCGAGUUUAAUCCCGGAAGGACUGAUUCAGCAGAGCUACCGAGGGAUCUUUGCCAGGUCUCCUAAGGAAUUUGCUCACGCUCACCACUUAAAGCCAUGGGUCAAAGAUGCUAUCAUUGACACAGAGCUUGCUAUAACGAAUAGGGGUCUUCGGAUCGAGACUGCCCUCAUUAGUGUUCCUGGUACCACCGAUGAUCUCGUCUUGAACUUGGGCGUUUCUGAAAGGGAUGACUGGCCUACAAAUAGAGCUGAUGGAUGGGUAGGCGUGUAUCUAGCCAAGACUGCCAAUGGCUAUGUCCGCUCAAAGCCGCAUUCUCUCUUCAGAGCGGAACCUCAAAUGAGACGGUAUCGCGGUGAUUCUCUCGUCUACAUCCGCAAAGACCUUCGCACUUCCGAGUCAGAAAGGGUCGAAAAUCGAUUUCGAGGAGCCAUCUGCGCCAACUUUUCAAAGGCUCCUUGUAAGAUUCUCGGGGCUGUUCCUCAACAACUCUGGGACAAUAACAGGAAUCUCUUUCUCAGUCAAGGGCAAGGAAUAAAUGCGUAUAUCUUGCUACGAUAUGGUGAAGCGGAGAAUUAUGGUUGGAGUACCCAGUUCAUUGUUGCGUUCUCUACGAUGGACGAGCCCCUGUGUUAUAUAAUUUCUGACCAACACCCACUCUUCAAGCGAGUACACCGGUUUAUGGAUACGACGAGAGAAAUAAGCUACUACGUCUCCGCGGACUAUCUCAGAAUGCAAUUUCUAUCUGGGAGGGUGUCAGGCCAUUCCUCGCCCGCUUUUUGUAGUAUCAGACGACCACAGUCGAAUUCAGUAAUCAACUUCCAAGCUGAAAUAAAACCACACAUUUUCCAAAAUCAGGCAUGUUUCAGCUUAGAGCUAAUCUUAGAGCAGGCCAUUCUUGAUAGUCCCGUUAAUACACGAGGUAUUAGCAGUAUGAAUCUGUGUUAGAGAUCGUUCGGGAUGUAUUACUAACUGUCAGGCUUUAUCACUGACGGGCGUCAUACAUGGAAUAAAAGUCAGAGUAGAUGGAAUUGAACUAUUAGCCUCUGCCUCCUAUCCUCUUACGAGGGUGCAGCGCGCCUCUUAUAUACCCAGUCUUAGUAGAUCUACCCCUGAAUCUACCCCUGAAUCUACACCUGAAAGUACAAAUAUCUAAUAUAU